This is a messenger RNA of Lethenteron reissneri (Far Eastern brook lamprey), 1738 nucleotides long. RefSeq names its product olfactory receptor 52K1-like. Gene Ontology annotation, molecular function: odorant binding; olfactory receptor activity; G protein-coupled receptor activity. The record is from RefSeq and is a predicted model, not a curated record. Gene Ontology annotation, biological process: detection of chemical stimulus involved in sensory perception of smell; G protein-coupled receptor signaling pathway. Lineage: Eukaryota; Metazoa; Chordata; Hyperoartia; Petromyzontiformes; Petromyzontidae. Gene Ontology annotation, cellular component: membrane.
GGUCAUGUAAUGGGGUUCGGGUGAGCACCCUAACUGCUGCAUUCUGAAGUGCAUUGCGGCUCUUGAAAUAUUGAGUUUCUUGCCGCAUUCGAAAAAAAAUGUCUCUACUUGUGUUUUGGUUGCCGACCCCUGCACUACGCGAACUCUGGUCUCUUUCACGGUCGAGGGUCCCUAUGACGGAUGCAUUCAAUUUGUGAAGCAACAUUAACUUUUUCCCCGUUAUAGCUCGUACAAUAUUUAAUCUUGAGCCACCGUUUCGCAGCCUCGUUCAGUAAGAGGCCGGAUUAUCUCGAGUUAUUCCGGCCAUCUGUGCGUCGACCCAACUAACGCCCCUCUUCAUACCCUCUGCGCAAGUCGCGUUUCCUUUUUGAGCUGUCACUCAAAGCGUGCGUUCUCUUCAGUAUUCUCGCCAUGCACUGCCACGGCGGCUCUUGAAUCCAACAUCCUCGCCACAUCGGUCUUCGCGGCAGAUGAAAACUCUCCAUAUCAAUCGUUCAGCACAUUCACAUCCUGCUUAGCCGACAGCGGCUUAGGUUCGCAACAGCCAACGGGUGCGUUGCAAGGCUGGGCUCGGUGAGAAAUUAAGCAUCGAAGUAAAGCCACUCUCGAGCGGGAUGAUGAAGUAAGGCGACGGGACACAACGACAGCGCCGAGACCCGGGAGAAUACUGCGAACUACAGAGGAGAGACAAUGCCGGUUCGUAGGAAGAAACCCCGGGGCCCUGCCAAAGGAACGGACAUCGGACAUGGAAUCGAACCGAUCUGCUUACAACCAGACGACGGCCAGCAACGGCCUCAUCUACAUGGCUUGUCCGUUCCGCGAACCGGAGAGCUCCAGGCCCCAGGUGUUUCGCCUCCUUCCUCGUCAUCUACGUCACGGCCGUGGUGGGCAACCUGCUGCUGUGCCUGGUCAUCUACCGCGAGGAGAGCCUCCACAAGCCCAUGUUCAUCCUGCUCGCCAACCUGGCCGCGGGCGACCUCAUCGGCAGCACCACGACGCUGCCGAGAAUCAUGAACGACCUCAUGUUCUCCAACUACAUCUCCAUCCCCGCCUGCUUCACGCAGAUGUUCUUCCUCCAUUUCUACAUCGGGUUCGAGUGCUUCGUUCUCACCAGCAUGGCCGUGGACCGCUACCUCGCCAUCUGCCACCCGCUGCGUUACCACUCGCUCAUGAGCAACGCCCGCGCGGCGAAGCUCAGCCUCUUCAUGGUGCUCGUGAUCGCCCUGCUCGUGUUCGGCCUCAUCGGCCUCACGGUCCGCCUGACGUUCUGCAAGCCCCGCGUGGUCUUCAUGCCGCACUGCGACCACAUGUCGUUCGUGAAGAUGGCCUGCGACGACACGUCGGCCAACAACGUCUACGGCAUAUUCAUCACGGUGCUGAUCAUGGGCUUCGGUCUGGCGCUCAUCGUGAUGUCGUACGCGUGCAUCCUGUACGAGUGCUGCAAGUCGAGCGUGCGCAACAGCCAGCAGAAGGCCAUCUACACGUGCGUCACGCACCUGUUCGUGCUCGUCAUAUUCUAUUCCUCCACCAUGCUGCAGAUCGUGCAGCACCGCCUCGCGCAGUACAACGUCGUCUCGGACGAGGUGCGCGCCUACCUCAUCGUGCUCUUCUACAUCGUGCCGCCGCCCGCCAACCCCAUCAUCUACGGCCUGCGCACCGCCGAGAUCCGCCACGGCAUCGUGAAGCUGUUCCGCAGGAAGGUCGAGCCGGCGAUGUCGUAGACGCCGGCAGAUUUGGG